Messenger RNA from Perkinsus marinus ATCC 50983, 1737 nucleotides. RefSeq lists its product as hypothetical. The coding region runs from base 1 to 1737 and encodes 578 amino acids. NCBI's taxonomy places the organism in Eukaryota, Perkinsozoa, Perkinsida, Perkinsidae. The record is from RefSeq and is a predicted model, not a curated record. The transcript is spliced from 2 exons.
AUGGACAAGCCUGCGGAUUUGCGUCUAUCGAGUGGUGAAGAUCUUGAGCCUCAGCCUAAGCCUACACGGCCCGCUACAGUAUUGAGUACCGUUAUACCACCGUCCGGUAGCACGUCUCAACACGCCACCAUGGACUCUAACAGGACUAUCCAUGAAGCUGGAGGGACCUUCUAUGCUGGGCCUCCAAAUGAUGACCCAAGGGUCACUUCGCAGUCAAGUCCUAAUAUCGAGCACAAGGCCAAGAGCCCGACUCUGGAAGAUACUUACUCUACCUACCGCGCCAUCAUUGGCUCCGAUGGGUCGUGGAUCCACGACACUAACUACUCUGAUUACACGGAAGGUGCGUCUGACGUAACUCGUAUCCUCGUAGGCGCCACGAAGAUGGUAGCCGGAUUCCCUGCAUCGUCGGCGUUGGACAACCCUGCCUCUGUGGUGAUAUUGGCAUUUAAAAUGCAAGCUUGGUACCCUCAACUACACCGAUGGUAUGGUUCAUUGAAGGGUCUUUAUGACGGCUUUCCUGACAUCGCGUCUUUUCUGGAUCAAUAUGACAUUACUGAAGGACUUCGGCAACUCGCCAGGUUGGUCGCUAAUGAAGGUUGGGGCCCAACCGUAAUGGCUGCUCUGAUCUGCGAACACGCAUGCCGCAAACCUGAGUCGUCGAGGAGCCGAUCGAUCGCGUUUACUCUAUACUCCCUCCUAUCGGCGGAUAACGAAGACGAAUUGGUCCAGGGUUUGAGGAAAUCAGCAUCCCCCGCCGACCAAGUCCGGUAUGUGAGCAUCCAGGACAUGUCCAGUAUCAGGAGCAAGCACUAUGCGAGGAUCCUAAGUGUUGACGAGCGCGAUGGCCCGAUGUGGAAACUAUGCCUACAUACCUCCCUCGCCUCACUGCAAGCUGCGGAAUACACUCCCCUUAAUGUCGAAGAUCUACGUUAUCGCUGGUCAUCUAUCUCACAGAAGAAAGAUGAGUACAUCGUGGACUACGCGGCGCGAGAGUCGGCUAAGUAUGAGAACUAUGCCAAAGCUCUGAUGCACCUGGGCAUAACAGCCCCUUCUCCCUACGAAAGAUUGGUCUCUUUCGCCUCACGACUUCAACCAAACAUGAAGACUCUCCUAGGUAAGCAUAUGCGAUCCAAAGACCUGACCCUGUAUGCCUCUGAUUAUGAUUACAUCUGCCGCACUCUGAUUAAAUUGGAGAAGACCUACUAUGUGACCUAUGAAUUCGAGACGCAUGGUAUCAAGACGACACGCAAACCCGAUGACUGGAUUCCGGUUAUCCAAACCACCAAGCCUCUCUCUGGUGCAUCAGAUGGCCCAUAUAAAGGCAAACCUAAGCAUGACUGUCCUCAUUGUGGAAAAAAGGGAGUUCGCCAUCCGCCUGACCUAUGUUACUCUAAUCCCUCUGGGAAAACUAUGGACGGCCACAAAGACAAGGCUACUGAUACCUCUAGGAAUGCUGCUUCUCGCACUAUCUCUGCGGCGCAAAGCUCUGCCGUUCCACAACCCGAAACUGCGGUGCCUCAGUUCAUGGUUUUGCACUCCGGAAGCAAUAUGUCGGUUGAGGACAAACUCCAUGUGCCGUGUGCCUCCGUUUGGUUGCUGAAAGCGAGAGGAUGCAAAGUUGUCAUGGGCAUCGACUCCUCCUCUGAAGUUACUAUGGUGGAUCGAAAAGUGGUGUCAACUCUCGCUAGUCCUGGCGCAUCCCUAGAAACUAGAGAAGGACGAGAUAAGGCAAACUGA